GGUCAAGGUUCUCCCCAGCUGCUGGGACACUAAGCAACUAACAAUUGCAAAUGCUCUUUUGAAGUUCUCUUAACAUGGGUCUUUGAUAUAUUUGAAGCAGUUGUCUCUUCAGUAGCAGCUUCGGUGCAGAUACUUCAAACAAAAUUAUGGAACUUCAAAGACAGAAUUUAAAGACAACAUCGUCAUUUUCUUUAGGACAAUUUCACAUUUCUGAAGACUGUGGUUUUCUUCUUCCAAAACCUCUGAAAGAACUUUCAGAUCAUUAUAGGCCCUGGAUGGAAAUUGCCAGCAAACUUUCUGACUUGAUUGAGAGUCACCAGCUUCGAGCUCACGUGAACGAGAUGCCCCUCCUGAGCUGCCAGUUUCUCAAGAGUUACAGGGAACAGCGCCUGGCUCACCUGGUCCUGAGCUUAAUUACCAUGGGCUAUGUCUGGCAGGAAGGAGAGGCACAGCCUGCAGAGGUUCUGCCAAGAAACCUUGCCCUUCCCUUUGUGGAAGUCUCCAGGGACUUGGGGCUCCCACCUAUCCUGGUCCACGCAGAUUUGGUGUUGACAAAUUGGACUACAAGGAAUUCUGAAAGGCCCCUGGACAUCAGGAACUUGGACACCAUUUUCUCAUUGCCUGGGGGAGAAAGCCUGCGUGGUUUUAUACUGGUGACUGUUUUGGUAGAGAAAGCAGCCGUACCUGGGAUUAAGGCACUUGUUGAAGCAAUGAAUGCCAUGCUGCAGCCCAGCCAGGACUCCCUGCUGCAAGCCCUGCAGCGGCUGAGACUCUCCAUUCAGGACAUCACCAGAACCUUAGGACAAAUGCACGAUUAUGUAGAUCCAGACAUAUUUUAUGCAGUCAUCCGGAUCUUUCUCUCUGGAUGGAAAGAUAACCCAGCAAUGCCUGUGGGAUUGAUAUAUGAAGGAGUCUCCACGAAGCCCCUGAAAUACUCUGGAGGGAGUGCAGCUCAGAGCACAGUGCUUCAUGCCUUUGAUGAGUUCUUGGGCAUUCACCAUAGCAAGGAAAGUGGUGACUUUCUGCUCAACAUGAGGGACUACAUGCCACCUUCUCAUAAAGCCUUCAUAGAAGCCAUCCAGUCAGGUCCUUCACUGAGGGACCAUGUCCUAUCCUCCGAGAAUGGCCCACUCCUGACAGCCUAUAACCAGUGUGUGCAGGCCCUGGCAGACCUGCGCAGCUAUCACAUAACCAUGGUGACCAAAUACGUUAUCACAUCUGCAGCCAAAGCAAAAGGCAGGAAGCUAAGCCAUCUCCCAGGGCCACCUCAGGCCUUAGAAGACAGGGGCACAGGAGGAACCACAGUUCUGAGCUUUCUAAAGAGUGUCAGAAAUAAGACUUUAGAAGGAAUCCUCCCCCAAAGUGGGUAAGAAAGGCCUCUCCUGGUGAUGCCAAACCAGCAAAUGCCCUACCAGAGGGCAGAUGGGCCUGGAGAAUGAAGGUCAGGGUAUGUCUGGAAUAACCCAGAAUCGACCUCAGCUUGUUCCUGUUCCUGUUUUAUAGAACUUCAUCUUCUUCUUUGUUGAGACCUGUUGGCCUUCACAGAGGAGAAUUUUCAUGACCAUAAAUUUUGUUUUCUCCACAUGAUCACUGGAUGGUAGCAAAUAAUUUCAGAUACUCCCUCAUUAAGAAAUCUAUAAAGGAGCAAGGGGCCCUUACCAGUUUAGCUAGAUGGAUGGAGCAUUGGCCUGCGGACUGAGAGGUCCUGGGUUUGAUUC
Pipistrellus kuhlii (Kuhl's pipistrelle) is the source of this 1718-nucleotide messenger RNA. It is a transcript of the gene IDO2, whose product is annotated as indoleamine 2,3-dioxygenase 2. Gene Ontology annotation, molecular function: indoleamine 2,3-dioxygenase activity; heme binding; metal ion binding. Gene Ontology annotation, cellular component: cytoplasm. NCBI's taxonomy places the organism in Eukaryota, Metazoa, Chordata, Mammalia, Chiroptera, Vespertilionidae. Bases 147 to 1370 code for a protein of 407 amino acids. The record is from RefSeq and is a predicted model, not a curated record. The transcript has 10 exons. Gene Ontology annotation, biological process: 'de novo' NAD+ biosynthetic process from L-tryptophan.